Candidula unifasciata is the source of this 1428-nucleotide messenger RNA. The record is from the annotation of a GenBank genome assembly. NCBI's taxonomy places the organism in Eukaryota, Metazoa, Mollusca, Gastropoda, Stylommatophora, Geomitridae.
AUGAUUCGCUUGGCGUUUUUUGGCUUAGCCAUUGUUUUAUGCGUAUCAGCGGGUGGCAUUGAUGAGGAAGACAACGUUUUGGUUUUAACCAAAGGCAAUUUUAAAGAAGCCAUCAAAGAUAAUGAAUAUGUUUUAGUGGAAUUUUAUGCUCCUUGGUGCGGCCAUUGCAAGUCACUAGCUCCCGAAUAUUCCAAAGCAGCAGGUCAGCUGAAAGAAGAGGGCAGUGCCAUUAAACUGGCCAAAGUAGAUGCAACAUCCGAGCCUGAGUUGGCCGAAGAAUACGGAAUCCGAGGUUACCCAACCUUGAAGUUUUUCAGGAAUGGAACUCCCAGUGAAUAUGCAGGAGGUCGACAGGCCGCAGAAAUAGUGAGCUGGUUACUGAAGAAGACAGGACCCCCUGCCACUGUUCUCAACAGCAAAGCAGAAACAGAUGCAUUCAAAGAGUCGGGAGAAGUUGUCGUCGUUGGAUUUUUUAAGGACCAAGAAAGCCCCGAAGCCAAGGAAUUCCUGAAAGUGGCCAGUGCUCUCGAUGACGUCAGGUUUGGGAUCACCUCCAACAGUGAUGUGUUUGCUGACAACAAAGUGGACAAGGAUACCGUUGUUAUCUUCAAAAAGUUUGACGAAGGCCGCAGUGUUUAUGAUGGAGAACUCAACGAGAAUGAAAUCAGGUUGUUUAUUUCUGCAAACAAACUUCCACUUGUGAUUGAGUUUACUCAGGAGUCUGCACAGAAAAUAUUUGGAGGUGAAGGAAAGAACCACCUUCUUCUGUUUUUGAAAAAAGAGGGCAAUGAACCGGCCAUUAAAGACUAUGGUGUGGUUGCAAAGGACUACAAAGGAAAGGUUCUGUUCAUUUUUCUGGAUACAGAAAAAGAAGAUAACGCACGUAUCAUGGAAUUCUUCGGUCUCAAACCUGAGGAGGUGCCUGCUGUGAGGUUGAUAACUCUUGCCGAGGAUAUGACCAAGUAUAAACCCACCUCCGAGGGAGUUGAUGCAGACACCAUUAGGAAGUUUGUCAACGAUUUUCUGGAAGGAAAACUGCGGCCACAUCUCAUGUCUGCUGAACUUAAGGACGACUGGAACAAAGGCCCAGUCUGGGAACUUGUGAGCUCAAACUUCAAAGAAGUUGUUACAGAUAAGUCCAAGGCAGUGCUUGUGGAGUUUUAUGCUCCAUGGUGUGGUCACUGCAAACAGCUGGUUCCCAUUUAUGAGGAGCUGGGACAACACUACAAGGACAAUGACAACAUUGUCAUUGCCAAAAUGGACGCAACUGCUAAUGAGGUCGAAGAUGUCAAAGUUACCAGUUUCCCCACUUUGAAGUAUUUCCCUGCUAAUCGGGAUGAGAUUAUUGAUUAUAAUGGUGCUCGGACGUUGAAUGACUUCAUCAAGUUUCUUGACAGUGAUGGCAAAGAGGGAGCUGGCACAACAGAA